AUGCCACUGUCGGCGACGGCGGAUACAAGCAAGACGGUGAAGCUGGAGAGGUACAACAGCUACCUCCGGAAGAUUCACAGCACCAAAGUCCUCAACGCUUCUUCUAAAGUCCUCUUCCGAGCAACACUCCUCGUCGCUCUUGUCCUCGUCCUCCUCUUCGCUCUCAACUACCCUCCACUCUCCGACAGCCGCGCCGCCGCAGCACACCACCUCCACCGUCGCAGCUUCUUAUCAACCGGAAUCUUCUCUUCCUCCUCCUCCUCCUCCUCCUCCUCCUCCUCCUCUUCUCUCACCCAAGGAGCCGCUUGGGAGAAGCGCGUGAGACAGUCCUCAACCGCAAAACGACCACACGGCCUCUCCGUCCUCGUCACCGGAGCCGCCGGCUUCGUCGGAUCCCACUGCUCCAUCGCGCUGAGAAAACGCGGCGACGGAGUCUUAGGAUUCGACAACUUCAACGACUACUACGAUCCUUCCCUCAAGAGAGCAAGACAACAGCUUCUCGAGAAGCAACAAGUGUUCAUCGUCGAAGGAGAUCUCAACGACGGACCUCUCCUACGUAAGCUCUUCGACGUCGUCCCGUUCACUCACAUCCUUCACUUAGCAGCUCAAGCCGGAGUCCGUUACGCCAUGAAAAACCCUCAGUCUUACAUCAGCUCCAACAUCGCUGGAUUCGUCAACCUCCUCGAAGUAGCGAAAGCCGCGAAUCCUCAGCCGGCGAUUGUUUGGGCUUCGUCGAGCUCCGUUUACGGACUCAACACCGAGAAUCCGUUCUCCGAGGAGCACAGAACGGAUCAGCCGGCGAGUCUCUACGCGGCGACGAAGAAAGCAGGAGAAGAGAUCGCUCACACUUACAACCACAUUUACGGUUUAUCCUUAACCGGACUCCGGUUUUUCACGGUUUACGGUCCUUGGGGAAGACCGGACAUGGCUUACUUCUUCUUCACUAAAGACAUCCUCCACGGCAAGUCCAUCGACCUCUACAGGACGCAAGACAACAAAGAAGUGGCGCGUGACUUCACCUACAUCGACGACAUCGUCAAAGGGUGUGUCGGUGCGUUGGACACGGCGGAGAAAAGCACCGGAAGCGGCGGGAAGAAGCGAGGACCGGCGCAGUUACGGGUUUACAACCUCGGGAACACGUCUCCGGUUCCGGUCGGGAGAUUGGUUUCGAUUCUUGAAGGUUUGUUGGGGACGAAAGCGAGGAAACAUCUGAUCAAAAUGCCGAGAAACGGUGACGUGCCUUACACGCAUGCGAAUGUGAGCUUAGCGUAUAGAGACUUUGGGUAUAAACCGACGACGGAUCUCGCGGCGGGGCUGAGGAAGUUCGUCAAGUGGUACGUUGGUUAUUACGGGGUACAGCCGAGGGUAAAAAAGGAAAAUUCUCAUGCCGAAGAUUCCGCUUAA
Molecule: messenger RNA, 1404 nt
Organism: Microthlaspi erraticum
Lineage: Eukaryota; Viridiplantae; Streptophyta; Magnoliopsida; Brassicales; Brassicaceae
Source: the annotation of a GenBank genome assembly